AUGAGUGAAGAAGAAAAAGAUGAGCAAUAUGACGAACAAUCUAAUGAGGAAGUUGAACAAGUGAAUACUGUCGAAUCAGAUAACAAGGCAUCUUCUAAACCAGUUAUUAAAACAAUUCCGAAAUUUAAAAUUGCAUUAUUCGCAUUUUUAAUAGCCGAAUUCAUAUUGAAAUUCUAUGUAAAUGCCUCAGAAGUCAAAAAUAUUACAAGAUAUAUCGAAAAUAAGAUUUAUUCCGGAAAUAUGAAUCAAAUGCACGUACAAAGAGAUCGAAUCAAAGCUGAUAUGCGACAAGAUUUUCUUUUACUAGUUGCAAACAUAUGUAUUUUGCAAUUUUCUUACAUCAUUUAUCCAUAUACACAAACAGAUAUCAUUAAUAUGGUUAUUUUAAUACUCGCACGUUAUGGAACGACAAUAUUUCCAUUACAAAGAUUCCUUAUUCAUACUCUUCGCUUGAGAUAUUCUGAUGUUACAUGGUUUUCUGAUGAUAUCAGUCAUUUCCCACCAAGAUCAGUACUUUUCUAUUUGAUUUACCAUGGCGUUAUCUACAUAUUCGAAGCAAUCUUGUUUGUUCUCACAAAAUUAUUGACAAGAAGAAAUUCCAGAAAAAUUGAUGGAGAAAAUCCAGAAAAUCGAUCAACAAUCGUCAAAUUUUCUGCUGCUAAAUAUUUCUGGCUGAUUCAUUGGAUUAUCGUUUCUGGAAUAUUAUAUUUCCUAUUUUGUGGACUUCCAAGAAUGGUACCCGACUAUUAUGCUGACAGACAUUAUCUAGAGAAAUAUUCCGAAAAGAAUAUCAUGAGACAAAUAAGAAAAAUCUCAAGAACUUGUAAUUUUCCAUUACAAUACAUUUCGAUUACUUCUGACAAAUUAGAGGAAGGAAAUAUUAUUACUGUCGGAGGCAGAAUGAAAAGAAUCGUAUUCGAUGGAAAUUUCAUGAGAAAUUUGGAUAAUGAAUCAAUUAUCACUUAUGUUGCUUAUGAAAUGGGUAAAUGGUAUAUUGACAGGCAUAUAUUUUACUUCCUGCAGCUACUUAUCCCUUAUUUGAUAAUUUCAAUUUUAUUCCAAAUAUUUGCAACAAAAGGGCUCUCAGAAUUCGGAUUUAAAGAAGAAAUACCAUCAUCUGUUGUUAUAAUGUUCACAAUAAUAGUUAGUGACUCUCUAUUUUACUUUUGGUCGCCAGUAACUUCGGAAUCUUACAGACAACCAACUUACAUGCAAGACUGCUUUGUUUCAAGCUUCCAGUUACCAGCUUCAAGGAUAAUAGAGCGUAAAGAAACCCCUAAAUACGUCAGCAGCCCAAUUUAUGAAAAAUUCCAUUCAAUUGAACCUUCAAAAGAGGAGAGAUUGGAACAACUGCCUCAUUGCAAGAAGAUACUAUGGCCAAAGGUUACUGUCAAUAUAUAA
Messenger RNA from Trichomonas vaginalis G3, 1401 nucleotides. Its product is annotated as CAAX prenyl protease 1 family. Bases 1 to 1401 code for a protein of 466 amino acids. The transcript has a single exon. Lineage: Eukaryota; Parabasalia; Trichomonadida; Trichomonadidae. The record is from RefSeq and is a predicted model, not a curated record. Gene Ontology annotation, cellular component: endoplasmic reticulum membrane. Gene Ontology annotation, molecular function: metalloendopeptidase activity. Gene Ontology annotation, biological process: CAAX-box protein processing.